AUGCGUGGUGAGCAUGGGAUCGAGGUGUCCAAGUCUUUAGCGUGGGAUGCGCGUGAGUAUGCUAUCAACACAAUGACAGGUAUUCCAGAAACAGGUUAUGCGAAGAUUCCCAAAUACUUGCACAUGAUGAAGGAAGCUAAUCAUGGGUCACAUACAUCUUACGAAACUGACAAGGAUGGGAUAAUCAGAUUCCAUUUCAUCUCGUUUGGGCAGUGUGUCCGAGGUUUUUACAGAGCCAUUCGAAAAGUUAUUGUUCUAGAUGGGACGUUUUUGAAGAGCAAAAUCAAAGGUGUUUUACUGGUUGCUACUGCUUUGGAUGGAAACUCAAGUUUAUAUCCACUUGCAUUUAGAGUUGUCGACUCAGAGAAUGACCGCUCGUGGGACUGGUUUAUGAGACAACUUAAAGUGGUUAUUGCUGAUGACCAGAGUUUAGCUUUUGUGUCUGAUAGGAAUACCUCACUUGCUAAAGCUAUUGCAAACGUGUACCCUCAAUCUCAUCAUGAAAUUUGCAUUCACAACUUACUGAAUAAUGUUGUAACUUAUUACCAUGGGAAAGGUUUGGUUGGUUUGGUUGCAAAUGCUUCUAAAGCUUAUCGGGUUGUUGAUUUUCAGAAGAUCUUUACAAAUAUUUUCUCGAUUAGUCAUGAGAUAGGGAAAUACCUAAUAGAAGCUGAUGUGAGAAAGUGGGCUCGCUGUCAAUUUCCUGGUUUUAGGUAUGAUAUUAGGAGCAAUAAUCCUGCUGAAUCGAUGAAUUUUGCAUUGCGUUCGUCAAGGGAGUUUACGGUCAUUCCUCUACUGGACAUCAUAAGGGAAAUGAUAACUCGAUGGCAUGCCGUAAAAGCCGGUUUCAGUGUAGGCAGACCAGUUCACAGUCUGACUGACGAGAAGUACACAACUUCUUCUUGGAUCUCAGUUUACGAGGAAAGAAUAAAUCUGAUAAGUGUCCCUGAAGAUGCAUGGAUUGUGCUAGAACAUGUGGAGAAGGCAAAAUUUCUUUCUCCAGAGAGUAGAAGAGCAGCAGGAAGGAGGAAGAAAAGAAGAUACGAGACAGUUAAAGUCAAGAUUUGUUCACAAGGAAGUAAAGGUUCCACAAGACGCAAAUGCAGUAGCUGUGGGAUUGAAGGGCACAAUAGGUCAACUUGUGAUAGAGCAAUAUAG
Molecule: messenger RNA, 1158 nt
Organism: Brassica oleracea var. oleracea
Lineage: Eukaryota; Viridiplantae; Streptophyta; Magnoliopsida; Brassicales; Brassicaceae
Exons: 2
Coding region: 1-1158 (385 amino acids)
Source: RefSeq, a predicted model, not a curated record